CUGCAGACACGUUAUUACAGGGAUAUGGGUUGCAGACAAGGUGGAAGUGGCAGAGCAAGAUCCGAUUAAUGCGUAUAACAGGUAACACCCUGCACAUCCACCCUCUGACACACCGGACAUGCGAACAAACGAUCAGACAGAGCAGCAGAGCAGCCACCUCGGCACCAAAGCCUCACUCAAGCAGAGUAUGAAGACAACCAUUUAUGGACAGUGAUUAUGUGUAAUUUCAAAGAAAACACCAGUGGCAUAGAAGGAAUUAAAGGAUUGAGAAAUCCUUAAGAACUAUUUGGUUGUAUUUCUCAACUGGUGAAAAAUGUCCUUCUACACCAUGGAGGUCCUGGAGAAGGAAAAACAAACGAGGAGAGUAGAAUCAAUCCUAUUUGAGACAGACGGACAAGAGGAAGACAAGAUGCUGGAUGAUGAGGGAUGGAGCUGUGCAUGGAGACAGGGGCUCCCCGUGUCCGUGCUCACGACGUUCAUGUUGCUUCUUCUAGUAGACUUUGCUGUUGGAGUGGAAGGCAUGGGGAGGCGUGGCAAAAGCAGCAGCAUGCUCGCUGAGGAGAGCCCCAGACCUUCGGACUUGUGGGAGUGCACCGAGUCAAUUUUCUUCAGCACUCUUGCAGGGAGUGGCUAUGGACUGGCAGUGGGAGCCGGGGCUGUGGUGGCCAUUUGGAUUGCCGAAGCCUUGUCUGCAUCCAGUGGCCUGGUGGCAGUGGUGUGGCAGGUGCCCCUGCUGGGACUGUUCACGGGCGCGGGGGCAGGAGCUCUGGAUGGAUUGGACAUGCUUUCGGAAUGCAUUGGGCAAGAAACCCUGUGCGAAGCAGCCAGAGGUGGGCUAAUGGGCAUUUGGGUGGGGGUGAAGGUGGCUGUAGUAGGAGGGGCCACCAUUGGGGCCACCAUGUGUGUUGUGUCUGCAGUGGCCAUGAGGAACGUGGUGAGAGGAGGGCACCUGAGGCUGGCGCCGCUUAUGGCUGUCUCAGCAGCUGCCGGGGCCUUCACAGUAAUGCUGAGCUGGGCCCCCGACACCAUGGCCAUUGGGUGCUUUUUGGGGGCCCUUUUAGGGUCGACCCAGGACCCAGCUGUCUUGAAAACCCUGGGGCUCCUCGCUGUGGGGGGCUGUGCGGGUGUUAAAGGGCUAAGGAGUCCCUGUGUGUAUCCUCGGGUGGGGUCCUGGUGGCUACAGAUGCUAAACAGAGGUCUGGUGGGCGCUGGGGGGGCUGUAUUUUUGGCGGCCAUUUUAGGAUUUCCCCUUAGGCCGUUCCCUGUCCUAGUAAGAAUUUCAGUGGGGGCUGCGAUGGCAUUUUCGGUAUGGUGGAUGGUGGACAGCCUGUGCCACUCAGCUGCCACAGUGAUGAUUGGGGUAUUAAGCAUCAGUGCCCAUUACGAGCAUGGAGAGUCUGGAGGAUAAAUGACAACUUAGGUUCCUGGUCUGGGGAAUACGGAAGCCCUGAAGGGCAAAACACACCAGCAAAUACAAAUACACAACAGCAAAUAAGAAAAUAUGCCAACAAACGGGGGGCAGUGUGUGGCUCAGUGGGCUAAGCCU
This is a messenger RNA of Paramormyrops kingsleyae, 1546 nucleotides long. RefSeq lists its product as uncharacterized. The record is from RefSeq and is a predicted model, not a curated record. NCBI's taxonomy places the organism in Eukaryota, Metazoa, Chordata, Actinopteri, Osteoglossiformes, Mormyridae.